UAAGAUAAUGAGCAAAAUUAGCUAGGGACGGGGUCCCGGUUACUUUGAUGCACCUUUGAUGUAAUUUGGCUGAAAUAUGCGCAAAUUAACAAUUUGGGUAAAAAAUUCAGUGUACCUCGGGUUAGAGGCAAAAGUAUAGGACAGAUGUUGCUACUCCUGACGCGUAGAUCAGUCUAAAUAUAGCUUUAUUUGAAUAUGAGCCGUCACCCAACCACAAUAGCUGCACUUCCUGAUAAACUGUUUUGUGUUCCGAGUUUUACUCGAGUUUCUGUGCUCGAUCAGGCGCUCAACAUGGCAGCGCAAAGUGUUUUCCACUGGAUACAAGCCUGUGUCAUCCUGCUGCUCUGCUUAUCUGAAACGCAGCCUGCUGUCUCAGAAACAAGCAGAAGUUAUUAUGAUACCCUCAAUGUUGAGCCAACGGCAACUGACAGCCAGAUAAAAAAGGCAUUCCGAAAGCUGGCCAUGAAGUACCACCCCGAUAAAAACAAGAGCACUGAUGCAGAGAAGACUUUCACAGAGAUUACUGAAGCCUACACAGUGCUUUCCAACAAGGAGAAAAGGAGGCUGUAUGACAGCACAGGCCAUGAGGCUUUCCUACAAAAUAUGGCCUCUGUUGACCCCAAUGAUGAGGAUGAGACAAAUUUUCACUUCAGUUUCUCAGACUUCUUCCAUGACUUCGAUGAUAGUCCACACUUCCAGUGGAGCGUUCAUCAGGAUGGAGAGGAUGAAGAUGGUCCAUAUGAACAUUACAGUUUUGAGGUUCCUGGAUUCAGCUUCUAUUUUGAGGAUGGGGAUGAAAAUGAGGAAGAAUACCACUACUAAUAUUGGGUUUUUAUGUCCUCUGUCAUGUACAGCUGUUACUCCUUAAUUGUAUUGUCUUUUGUGAAAACAUUGUGUCCAUAUUAAAGUGUUUACCCAGUACAUAUGCCUUGU
Monopterus albus (swamp eel) is the source of this 933-nucleotide messenger RNA. Its product is annotated as dnaJ homolog subfamily B member 9. Gene Ontology annotation, cellular component: endoplasmic reticulum. Lineage: Eukaryota; Metazoa; Chordata; Actinopteri; Synbranchiformes; Synbranchidae. Gene Ontology annotation, biological process: ERAD pathway. The transcript has 2 exons. Bases 196 to 822 code for a protein of 208 amino acids. The record is from RefSeq and is a predicted model, not a curated record. Gene Ontology annotation, molecular function: misfolded protein binding; protein-folding chaperone binding.